Messenger RNA from Dioszegia hungarica, 2121 nucleotides. RefSeq names its product oligomeric golgi complex component, COG2-domain-containing protein. The record is from RefSeq and is a predicted model, not a curated record. Gene Ontology annotation, cellular component: membrane; COG complex. The transcript has 8 exons. Bases 1 to 2121 code for a protein of 706 amino acids. Gene Ontology annotation, biological process: protein transport; Golgi organization; intra-Golgi vesicle-mediated transport. Lineage: Eukaryota; Fungi; Basidiomycota; Tremellomycetes; Tremellales; Bulleribasidiaceae.
AUGAGCGGCCCCACUACCAACGGGGACUACAGACAGGAGGAGAACAUCGCGUCGAGCUCGAGACACCCAGCCUCGCCCCGCUCCUCCUCCACCUCGAAGCCAUCCCUGGACCUCCCCGCCCUCGAACCCUUCUCGCAUGAUCAUCCCCUGCUCUCCCAGGACACCUUCAAUCCGGACGACCUCCUACAGAGUAGAUCACACGUACCGCUGGAAGAGCUUCGGGGGGAGCUGCGGUCAUAUCUCACUGUACUCCGCGAAGAGCUUGUACAGCUCAUCAACGAAGACUAUGAGGAGUUCAUCUCGCUCGGUGUGGGCCUGCGAGGGGAGGUAGGAAGAUUGCAGCGGCUAGAGGGUCCGCUGGAUGAGCUACAGCAGGAGGUCAAGCUCGUCAAUGAUGCGCUGAGGGCCCAUGAGCUUUUGCUUCAGUCCAACCUGACUCGGAGGUCGGAACUGCGAGAUGAAACUGCGCUACUAGAGUCGAUGCACAAGCUGUCCGAAUCGAUCACGCGAACAGAGGCGCUUCUGAACGAUCUCGAGCGUUCUGUGGAUGUCAAGGAUAUCCUGCGCGUAGGAAACGAGUAUUCGCAGAUCAUCUACCUGCUACGGAAGCUCGAGACGGAGGGAUGCGCCAUGGUCACUGCUUUUGGACCACGACUACAGCAAAUCAGAAUACGAAUCCAGAGCAAGCUGGCCGGCGUGCUCGUUGGCGCCAUUCAGGACCGGUCGACGCAGGGCAUACUGGACUGCCUCAGUGUAUACGACAUCAUCGAGGGAUGGGAGGAGGUGCAAGCGACUGUGCAGUCGAUAGUCCGGAAGCUGUGUGAUCAGAUCAUCCAGCCAAGCACAUUGGCAGUUCCGGCAACGCCAAAGGCACCACAGACGCCUCAUUCAGCCUCAAAUCCGUUCGAGAGGGUCGCGGGUCAUUCUGCACUUGCAGACAUGUACAACCGACUCCUAGAGGAGCUGUACGACCUCUCACUGCUAUUCGAUCUCGCUGAGGACGUUUCACCUCGGUUCGCUUUCGUCGAAAAGGUCGUCAUACCCUGCAUCACCACCUCAAUACGGACCAAUCUAGGCCGGACCAUCUUCUCGGCGGGACGGCCAGACGAGCUGCAUAAAAACUACACUACCACAUCCCACUUCCUCGCGAGCCUCGAAUCACUCGCCCCUUCCGCCUCGGUCGUAGCUACGAUCAGGGCCAGUUCCGACCUGGCGGCUCUGCAUCGUCAAUGGCAACUACCUGUCUACUUCCAGCUGAGGUGGAAAGACAUUGUCACUCGGCUCGAAAGAGCGCUGGAGGAUCCAACGCAGAACAAAGACUGGGCUAUCCCGCAGACGGCGGGAGUGUAUGAGGCGGUAGAAACGUGCUGGUCGGAUGAGGUCUACAUCCAGGAUUUAGCGGACCGCUUCUGGAAGUUGACUUUGCAAAUCCUGUCGAGAUAUCGGAAUUGGCUGCAUCAGUCUGCAGACGUUACUGUCGACCCUCUGACGGACGAUACGCAACUACGGACUGCGCUGAGAGCAAUGAUCGACCUCUCCUGCCUGGAUGUCAAGGUGCAAGCUGUCCUCGCUACUGCUGGGAUAUCGCAGUCUUUAUCGGACCUCCUGUCAAGCACAGAGUACAGCGAGAUCGCAUCAUCGACGCUCUCCGCACGAUGUCUGGAGCAACUCAAGCCUAUCCGAGCCGUCGCCUCGCAGCUCCGGACCACCACAAACCGCUCCGUCCAGCCCAGUCCCUACAUCUCCCUCGUCUUCCGCCCCCUCCGUACCGCCUUCUCCGACUUCCCUUCUCUGCCCUCCGCCCCAAAACAAGAACUCACUCGGACAGUCGCCAUCGAGGUCUUCACCCAAUUCAACGCCAUGCUGCUGUCUGUGCGCAAGACGGAAGAUCUGCUGAGGCGGCAUCGGAAAGGCAGAAAAACGGGAUUCUCGCUGUUCGGAUCAGGAGGCCAGGGGGGCGAUGCGGAUGAAGCAGGGGAGGAGGAGAGACGAUUUGAUGAGCAGAUGCGAGUGGAUAUUGCGGCGCUGAGUAAGGAAGCGAGGGAGCUGGGCGUACCGGUCGAGCAGCUGGAGGAGUGGAGGGGACUGGUUGGUGCAAUGGACCGGCCGCUCGCGGAGUAG